AUGGCCGCCGCGUGCGCGGGCAGCGCGUGCAUGACCGCGACGUGCGGAUGCCUCGGGCACGUGGGCGACGCCGUCGCGAAAACGUCCGCGCGGGCGCUCUACGUCGUCAUGUUUGCAAUUUCUACCGCGCUCGCGUUCGUCAUGCGCGACUGCGCGCAGCCGCUGUUGAAGCGAAUACCGUGGAUCGCGCGGCUCGCGACGAUGAAUUACGCGGUGUACCGAAUCUCCCUCGGGAACUUCAUCUUCUUCGGCGCGAUGGCGUGCGCGCUCGUCGGCGUGAAGCGCCGCUCGGACGCGCGCGACGUCCACCUGCAUCACGGCUCCUGGGUCCUCAAAUUCACCGCGUGGGCGCUGUGCAACGUCCUCCCGUUCUUCGCGUCGAACGGCGUCGUGGGCGCGUACACGUGGGUCGCGCGCGUCGCGUCCGGCGUGUUUCUCGUCGUGCAGAUGAUCAUCUUGUUGGAUUUCGCGUUUUUCUGGAACGAGAGUUGGGUCGCGAGACAACACGCGGGAUGGCUGGUCGGGCUGCUCGUCUCCACGAUCGUCCUGUACGCGGAGAGCGUCGCGGUGGUCGUGAUGGCGUUUCGGUGGUUCUCCCCGCGCGGGGUGGACUGCGGCUCGAACGAUUGGAUGAUCGGGAGCGCGUGCGCGUUGUGUCUGGCGUUUUCGCUCGCGUGCGUGCACCCGGGCGUGAAGGCGCGUUCUCGAGUAGUCACACUGGACGGGAGCUUGCUGCCGUCGGCGGUUGUCACGUCGUACUGCACGUACCUGCUCUACAGCGCGCUCGCGUCCGAACCGAGCGAGUACGAGUGUAACCCGCGCGGGAGCGAGACCGGCGCCGGCGCGGGUUCGCGCGGCGGCGUCGCGGAGAUUGCGAGCACGGCGCUCACGUUGGCGUCGGUGGCUUACGGGGCGCUGCGGGCGGGGAGCGCGGAUUUUUUCGGCGGCGUCGACGGCGACGGCGACGACGGCGACGGCGACGGCGGCGUCGACGCGAGCGCGUUACUCGGCGGCGGAGGCGACGGAGGCGGGAGCGACAGCGACGACGAGGAGAACGGUGGCGUCGGCGCGCGCGGGAAGGCGUCGUACCCGUCCGGCCCGGUGUCCUACAACUACGCGUUCUUCCACUUCAUCUUCGCGUUGGCGUCGGCGUAUCUCGCGAUGUUGAUGACGGGUUGGGGCGAUCGCGCGUUCGAGGACGGCGGAGCGCCCGUGGACGUCGGGUGGGCGAGCGUGUACGUCAAGUACGCGUCGUUGUGGGUCACCGGGUUGCUGUACACGUGGAGUUUAGUCGCGCCCGCGGUGAUGCCAGACCGGGACUGGGACUGA
Molecule: messenger RNA, 1329 nt
Organism: Micromonas pusilla CCMP1545
Lineage: Eukaryota; Viridiplantae; Chlorophyta; Mamiellophyceae; Mamiellales; Mamiellaceae
Exons: 4
Coding region: 1-1329 (442 amino acids)
Cellular component (GO): membrane
Source: RefSeq, a predicted model, not a curated record